This is a messenger RNA of Corythoichthys intestinalis (scribbled pipefish), 11264 nucleotides long. It is a transcript of the gene acacb, whose product is annotated as acetyl-CoA carboxylase beta. Gene Ontology annotation, cellular component: mitochondrion. The transcript has 54 exons. Bases 133 to 7356 code for a protein of 2407 amino acids. The record is from RefSeq and is a predicted model, not a curated record. Gene Ontology annotation, biological process: fatty acid biosynthetic process. NCBI's taxonomy places the organism in Eukaryota, Metazoa, Chordata, Actinopteri, Syngnathiformes, Syngnathidae. Gene Ontology annotation, molecular function: ATP binding; metal ion binding; acetyl-CoA carboxylase activity.
CAAUCUUUGAGGGAACUUCCGCUUGUGUGGGAGGAGCUUAACCACCACGCACAUGUUUACUAGGGUAGGGGGAGGGGUGCUAACCUUAGGAGUGAAUGGUUGGCACUUGAAGUGCCAGGAGAAUGUCUGCUAAUGCUCUGGUUUGCAUUGUUUGGAUUCAUCCUAUGGAUUUUUUUUCAACUGCGAAAGAUUAAUAACAGCCGAAUUGAGAUGCCCGAGAAAGGAAAGGAAUCACCAGUGGGUGACAGCCCCCCUGCACUUCAAGAGGAUGUGCCUGCUGCCCACUCCUCUCAUCCAGGCCAACAGUGUAUCUCAACGCAGCCUGAGGAGCACAGACUCCAAGCUGAGGGACUUGAUGUGAAAGAGCAACAACAGCCCCUCACUGCACAAGAACCUUCAACAACCAAUGUGCCAAUGCUCCGAUCCGGGCUCAGGGCGAGGGAGCGUCUCAAGUUUAUUCUGGGAGCCUCGGAGGACAAUUCUUCAGACGAGGAGCCUUUAGCUGCCAAACCGCCAAGUGGUCCUCCACAGCCGUCAACCUCUGCUGCCAAGUCUUCUCGUCAUCAGACGUCCACUGAAGUGCCACAGCUCAACUCGGGCAUGAAGCCCAGCAUGUCUGGUCUUCACUUGGUUAAAAAAGGACGCGAACACAGAAAGAUGGAUCUUCCGAGAGACUUCACUGUGGCUUCACCUGCAGAGUUUGUCACCCGCUUUGGUGGAAACCGUGUCAUCGAUAAAGUGCUUAUCGCUAACAACGGCAUAGCUGCAGUCAAAUGCAUGCGGUCUAUUCGACGCUGGUCUUACGAGAUGUUCCGAAAUGAGAGGACCAUCCGCUUUGUGGUGAUGGUAACUCCUGAAGAUUUAAAAGCUAAUGCAGAAUAUAUCAAAAUGGCAGACCACUACGUGCCGGUGCCUGGUGGGCCAAACAAUAACAAUUAUGCCAAUGUAGAGUUGAUAGUGGACAUUGCCAAAAGAAUCCCAGUGCAGGCAGUGUGGGCCGGCUGGGGCCACGCCUCAGAAAAUCCCAAACUACCCGAGUUGUUGAAUAAAGCAGGAAUUUCAUUUUUGGGGCCAUCCAGUAAAGCUAUGUGGGCUCUUGGAGAUAAGGUGGCUUCCUCAAUUGUGGCCCAGAGUGCAGAUAUUCCCACAUUACCGUGGAGUGGCUCAGGUCUGAGAGUGGACUGGACAGAGAAUGACCAAGUACCCGGCAAUGUAAUCAGUGUUCCUCCUGAGAUCUACACACAGGGCUGUGUUUUGGAUGUGGAUGAUGGUCUGGCGAGAGCUGAGAGAAUUGGUUAUCCUGUUGUCAUCAAAGCAUCAGAGGGUGGUGGAGGAAAAGGUAUUCGGAAAGUAGAAAGUGCGGAUAGUUUUCCAACCUCAUUUAGGCAGGUUCAGACAGAAGUUCCUGGCUCGCCCAUUUUCAUCAUGCAGCUAGCCCAGCAUGCAAGACACCUGGAGGUUCAGAUACUGGCUGAUGAAUAUGGUAACGCUAUCUCUCUAUUUGGUCGAGAUUGCUCCAUUCAAAGAAGGCACCAGAAGAUUAUCGAGGAAGCCCCCGCAACUGUAGCUGCAUCCUUGACAUUUGAGCAUAUGGAGCAGUAUGCUGUUAGACUAGCCAAAAUGGUGGGCUAUGUCAGUGCUGGAACUGUGGAAUAUCUUUUCUCUGAAGACGGAAGUUUUCAUUUUUUGGAGCUGAAUCCUCGUCUACAGGUAGAACAUCCCUGUACAGAGAUGAUUGCAGAUGUAAACCUUCCAGCAGCCCAACUUCAGAUUGCCAUGGGCAUCCCACUUUACAGAAUCAAAGAUAUUCGUUUGCUCUAUGGAGAAACUGCAUGGGGUGACAGCAUUAUUAACUUCGACACUCCAGAAUGCCCACCUAGUCCAAGAGGACACGUCAUAGCUGCUCGGAUCACCAGUGAGAACCCCGAUGAGGGGUUCAAACCCAGCUCAGGCACUGUUCAGGAGCUGAACUUCCGUAGCAGUAAAAAUGUCUGGGGUUACUUUAGUGUCGGCGCAACUGGGGGUCUGCAUGAAUUUGCUGACUCACAGUUUGGACACUGUUUCUCCUGGGGUGAAAACCGAGAAGAAGCCAUAUCGAACAUGGUGGUGGCUAUGAAGGAACUGUCAAUCAGAGGUGACUUCAGGACCACUGUUGAAUACCUCAUUAAGCUACUUGAAACUGAGAGCUUCCGAAACAAUGACAUAGACACUAGCUGGCUGGAUCACCUCAUUGCAGAGAAAGUGCAGGCAGAGCGACCAGACACAAUGUUGGGAAUUGUGUGCGGGGCUUUGCAUGUUGCAGAUGCAAACUUCAGAAAGAGCAUGUCAGACUUUCUACACUCAUUAGAAAGAGGUCAAGUCCUGCCUGCUGCUAGCCUGCUCAACUCUGUAAGUGUAGAUCUUAUAUAUGAAGGAGUCAAGUUCUGCUUGAAGGUGGCUCGCCAGUCCCCAACAACGUAUGUCAUCAUAAUGAAUGACUCAAAUAUUGAAAUAGAUGUCCACGGCCUCAGUGAUGGUGGCCUUCUUCUCUCUUAUGAUGGCAGCAGCCAUACCACCUAUAUGAAAGAGGAGCUUGACAGCUACCGCAUCACUGUUGGGAACAAGACUUGCGUAUUUGACAAAGAAAAGGAUCCCACUGUUCUGAGAUCGCCUUCAGCUGGUAAACUGCUUCAGUAUGUGGUUGAAGAUGGUGUUCAUAUUUGCACAGGAGAGACCUACGCAGAGAUCGAGGUGAUGAAGAUGGUGAUGACUCUGACUGUGGAGCAGGCAGGACAUAUACAUUUUAUUAAGAGACCUGGUGCAGUGCUGGAGUCCGGCUGUGUGAUGGCCCAUAUGAACUUGGAUGACCCCAGCAGCAUACAUCGGGUUGAGCUCAAUACUGCCACGCUACCGCCUCAGCACCCAUUGCCCAUAGUUGGAGAAAAGCUCCACCAGGUGUUCCACAGCAUCCUCGAAAACUUAGUCAAAGUAAUGGAUGGCUACUGCCUCGAAGAGCCCUACUUUAGCACCAAGUUGAAACAGUGGGUAGCAACCCUCAUGAAGACUCUGAGGGAUCCCUCUCUUCCACUGCUGGAGCUGCAAGAGAUCAUGACUAGUGUGGCGGGCCGGAUCCCAACGGGUGUUGAGAAAGAUAUCCGUAAAGUCAUGGCCCAAUAUGCCAGCAACAUCACCUCUGUUUUGUGCCAGUUUCCAAGCCAAAGGAUUGCAAAUAUUCUCGACAGCCAUGCUGCUACUCUACAGAGAAAGGCGGAUCGAGAAGUGUUCUUUAUCAACACUCAGAGUAUUGUUCAAUUGGUACAGAGGUACCGCAGUGGCAUACGUGGUUACAUGAAGUCUGUUGUUCUGGACCUGCUCAAGCGAUACCUUCAAGUAGAGAUCGAGUUUCAGCAAGCUCACUACGACAAGUGUGUUAUCAACUUGAGGGAACAGUACAAGCCUGACAUGAGUCCUGUACUGGAAUGCAUUUUUUCUCAUGCCCAGGUCUCCAAAAAGAACAUCCUGGUCACAAUGCUCAUCGAUCAACUGUGUGGAAGGGAUCCGACUUUGGCAGAUGAGUUGAUGGUGAUUCUUAAUGAACUAACUCAGCUCAGUAAGAUGGAGAAUUCAAAGGUAGCCUUAAGAGCCAGACAGGUACUGAUCGCCUCUCAUUUGCCGUCUUAUGAACUGAGACACAACCAAGUAGAAUCCAUCUUCCUCUCUGCUAUUGACAUGUAUGGCCAUCAGUUCUGCCCUGAGAACCUGAAGAAACUCAUCCUCUCUGAAACGUCAAUAUUUGAUGUGUUGCCAAAUUUCUUCUACCACUCCAAUCAAGUUGUGUGUAUGGCAGCACUGGAGGUGUAUGUGCGCAGAGCUUACAUCGCCUAUGAGCUCAACAGUAUCCAACAUCACAAGCUGAAGGAUGGAACGUGCGCUGUAGAUUUUCAAUUCAUGCUGCCAUCAUCACAUCCCAACAGAGGGAGCAGCCCUACUCUGAACAGGCUUCCUGUCCCACUGAAUUCUUCAGGCCAAUUAAAGAUGCGGCGGCAGAGCAGUGAUCUUUUCUUGGAAGGAGCUCUAUCUCCACCAUGUCAACGAAUGGGCGCUAUGGUGGCGUUCCAGUGUUUUGAUGAUUUCAAAAGGAACUUUGACGAAGUUCUCUGCAGCUUUGCAGAGCCUCUGCUGGAGAGCCAGCCGUUUUUAGAGUCCUGCUCCAGUUUUUACGAAGAUGAGAACUUCAAGAACACAAGGGAGAAUCCAAUCCACAUCAUUAACGUGUCAAUAAAAACGGCAGACACUGAGGAUGAUGACGACUUGGUGACCGCCUUCACAUCCUUCGCCCAGUCUAAGAGAUCAUCCCUUUUUGAAUAUGGCAUCAGAAGAAUCACAUUUUUGGUUGCACAGAAGAGGGAGUUUCCCAAGUUCUUCACUUUCAGAGCAAGAGAUGGGUUCCAGGAAGAUCGGAUCUACCGUAACCUGGAGCCAGCUUUAGCCUUUCAGCUCGAAUUGAAUCGCAUGAGGAACUUUGACCUGACUGCCGUUCCCUGUGCAAACCACAAAAUGCACCUUUACCUGGGAGCUGCUCGUGUACAGGAGGGUGCUGAAGUUACAGAUUACAGAUUCUUCAUUCGAGCUAUUAUUCGCCACUCUGAUCUGAUUACAAAGGAAGCAUCUUUUGAGUAUCUUCAGAAUGAGGGAGAACGUCUUCUGCUGGAGGCCAUGGAUGAAUUGGAGGUGGCCUUCAGUAACACAAAUGUGCGCACAGACUGCAACCACAUCUUCCUUAAUUUUGUCCCUACGGUCAUUAUGGACCCAUCUAAAAUUGAGGAAUCUGUCCGAUCCAUGGUGAUGCGCUAUGGAAGCCGUCUUUGGAAGCUGCGAGUCCUGCAAGCCGAGCUGAAAAUCAACAUUCGUCUGACUCCCACUGGACACGCCAUUCCGAUUCGUCUUUUUUUGACGAAUGAGUCUGGCUAUUACUUGGACAUCAGUCUGUAUAAGGAGGUGACCGAUCCAAGUUCUGGACAAAUUAUGUUCCAGUCAUAUGGUGACAAACAGGGACCCCUGCAAGGCAUGUUGAUCAACACUCCCUAUGUCACCAAGGACUUGCUGCAAGCGAAGCGUUUUCAGGCUCAAACUCAAGGCACAACAUACGUCUAUGACUUCCCAGAGAUGUUCAAGCAGGCUCUGUUUAAGCAAUGGGGUUCUGGGGAUAAAUACCCGAAAGAUAUGCUGAUGUGCACCGAGCUGGUUUUGGACCCACAAGGUCGACUGGUGCAGCUGAACCGCUUGCCUGGGGACAAUGAUGUCGGAAUAGUUGCGUUCAAGAUGAAGAUGAAAACUCCAGAAUAUCCAGACGGUCGAGACAUUGUUGUGAUCUGCAAUGACAUCACCCACAUGAUUGGGUCUUUUGGACCGCAGGAAGAUGAGUUGUUCCUCAGGGCUUCCGAGUUGGCGAGAGCUGAGGGAAUCCCUCGCAUUUACAUUGCUGCCAAUAGCGGCGCGCGCAUUGGUCUUGCUGAGGAGAUCCGACACAUGUUCCAGGUCGCAUGGAUUGACCCCUCUGAUCCAUACAAGGGUUUUAAGUAUCUUUACCUGACACCACAUGACUACACGCGUAUCAGUGCCACCAAUUCGGUGCACUGCCACCACGUGGAAGAAGGAGGGGAAUCCAGGUACAUAAUUACUGACAUCAUCGGAAAGGAUGAAGGUCUCGGGGUUGAGAACUUGCGAGGUUCAGGCACUAUUGCUGGAGAAUCUUCUCAGGCGUAUGAAGAAAUCAUUACCAUUAGUAUGGUGACCUGUCGUGCUAUCGGAAUUGGGGCAUAUUUAGUACGAUUGGGCCAGAGAGUGAUCCAAGUGGAGAACUCGCACAUCAUCCUGACAGGGGCAAGUGCGUUGAACAAGGUUCUGGGCAGAGAGGUCUAUACCUCCAACAACCAGCUGGGUGGCAUCCAGAUCAUGCACAACAAUGGAGUCACACACACUACUGUGCCAGAUGAUUUUGAAGGGGUCUUCACCAUUCUCCAGUGGCUUUCCUACAUGCCAAAGAGCAAACACUCCCCUGUGCCCGUUGUACCAACAUCAGAUCCAGUUGAUAGAGAGAUCGAGUUCACUCCUACCAAAGCACCAUAUGACCCCCGUUGGAUGCUGGUUGGGAGACCCCACCCCACAGUGAGAGGUUCCUGGCAGAGUGGAUUCUUCGACCACGGCUCCUUCAUGGAGAUCAUGGGCUCCUGGGCUCAGACAGUUGUAGUAGGCAGAGCUCGAUUAGGAGGGAUCCCUCUUGGUGUAAUUGCUGUAGAAACACGGACUGUUGAGUUAACCAUCCCAGCUGAUCCUGCCAACUUAGAUUCAGAAUCAAAAGUUCUGCAACAGGCUGGACAAGUGUGGUUUCCAGAUUCAGCCUUUAAAACAGCCCAGGCGAUUUGCGACUUCAACCGUGAGCGACUGCCGCUCAUGGUGUUUGCCAACUGGAGGGGCUUUUCUGGUGGAAUGAAAGAUAUGUAUGACCAGGUAUUAAAGUUUGGAGCUUACAUUGUGGAUGCACUUCAUGGCUUCCACCAGCCUGUGCUGGUGUACAUUCCACCACAUGCUGAACUGAGAGGGGGGUCCUGGGUUGUUAUUGACCCUACUAUUAACCCUCUGUGUAUGGAGCUCUAUGCUGACAGAGAGAGCAGAGGUGGUGUUCUAGAAGCUGAGGGAACAGUGGAGAUCAAAUUCAGGAAAAAGGACCUGCUAAAAACCAUGAGAAGACUAGACUCCGUCUAUGCUGGUCUGGUUGAGAAGCUUGCUUCUUUAGAUCUUCCUGAGAAACAAUGUAGAGAGCUGGAGGCAAAGCUCAAAGCAAGGGAAGAAUUCCUUUUGCCCAUCUACCACCAGGUGGCAGUGCAGUUUGUGGAUCUUCACGAUACCCCUGGCAGAAUGCAGGAGAAAGGUGUUAUCACUGAUAUUUUAGACUGGAAAAACGCACGGCCCUUUUUCUACUGGCGUCUCCGUCGACUCCUUUUGGAGCAGGUGGUGAAGUACGAAAUUCUCAAGGCCAACAAAGACCUCAGUGACGGACACAUGCAGUCCAUGCUGCGUCGUUGGUUUGUUGAAACUGAGGGAACAGUCAAGGCAUAUCUGUGGGAUAACAACCAAGCAGUAGUUGAGUGGCUUGAAAGACACUGGUCCAAAGAAGAUGGCAUUCGAUCCGCCAUCCGAGAGAAUAUCAAGUACCUAAAAAGGGAAAAUGCCUUGAAACAUAUCCGCAGUCUGGUUGAGACCAACCCGGAUGUCGCCAUGGACUGCAUCAUCCACAUGAGCCAGAACAUUACUGCAUCACAAAGGGCCAAGCUCUCUCAUCUUCUUGCUACAAUGGACAACAGCAACACCAGCUAAACUGCGGAACAGUUUUAAGGCUUGUAUUAUCAUAAAAGAGUUCUGGAUACUUUUCCACAUUCAAAUGAACUUUUAAAAGUACCAUGGUAAAGAACUCCUAAUGAACCACUUUGUAUGAAAUAGUAUUGAGGCAGUCUAAAAGUAGAAUGUAAAAUGUCAACUUACAAUACCCACUACAGUUCAAUAAUCACACAAGGAUGUUGCUGUCGGAUCAUGGAAGACCAUUUCAGUCUAGGAUGCUAUGUUUGAUUUAAAAACUGUCACUGUAAUGCACAUUGCACUUCUGCUUUUCUAUAUACAUGACACUGGUGUUACUUUAGCCUUAUAUGCACACACACAGCUUUGUAUUUAUAGUGGAGGAGAUGGUUGUGCAAAACAGUCUCACAUACACCGAUAAUUGUGUAAAGAUCUAAGUCGCGGUGCUAAUAUUUAGCGCUAUGCACAAUUAGUAUUGCAGCGUAUGUAGUACAAGGGUCCUGAUCAUUUUCAUUGAUUUGUAAGCAUACAACAUACCAUCUAACAUGAAUGAAAGUAACAUAUUUCAGAAAUUUUAUGGUGCUAUGAACUAAGACACCAAAUAUACUAUUUAAUACUGAGAAUUUUUGUUUGACCUUUCAGCUACAAAUAUAACAUUUCACGUGAAUGUAUAUAAGCUGUUAUUUUUGACAAAUGUGGGAAUAAAUAUCACUGGUUUAUUUUUGGCAAAAGAAACAUUUUAUUUACCCAUUCAUUUUUUGAUGGAACAUUAAUAUGCAUUUAAUAUUCCAAUCAACAUGUUAAUCACAAAUGUAAGCUGUUGUAAAAAAAAAAAAAAAAAAAAAAAAGAACUGAAAAACACAGUGGUACAUGUUGACAUUUUGGAAUGAAGUUGGGUAAAAGAGUCGAGAGAAAGAUUUUCUGUGGUAAUAGCCAUUUGAACAUUCAAAUAUAUACAGCAAAAGGUUGACGGAAAUUGUCAACUUUCCUAGCUGCCUUUUUUAUAAAUAUAAAUAAAACAACACAGAGAUAAUGUCUAUCACAGUACAUCAUACAAAAGACAGAACUACAAUAUAGAAGGCUUUUCAAACAGAUUAGGGAUUUUAAAAAAUUACAUUUCCUUAAGCUUUUGUUUGUACUUACACAAGCAUUUCGGAGGCUUUGCUUGGCAAAGCUUGAUAUUAUAAUGUCUUUAAAUGCUUUUCUGCCACGUCUUUAAAAAAAAAAAAAAUGUCUUGAUGAACUCUCCAUUUUGAUAGUUCCCGGCUGAUUUGUACAAAAAAAAUGCCUUCACUUGGUGUCUUGGACAAGAUAUCCUCAAAAAGAAUAGUGUUGCUUUAAAGCAAGACGAUGGGCUUGCUGCUGGCUGGUGAGCUCAUGUAUUGUGAGGACAGGGAAUCCUGUGACGUGUAUGAAGUGUACAAACCCGUCACCUGUACGUCUGACAGCGGCAGGCUUGCUCCGCUGGAGGCAGGCGGGAGGCUGCUCCCCAAAUCACAGUCCGAUAGUCGCAGUGGGGAGUUAGUGAAUGUGCCCAAUGCAUCCAAGUUAAAGCUGUCGUCCUUCAUUUCCUCCCACAGGUUACCUGAAGUAAGAUUGAUAGAAUAAAUUCAGGGUUUACACUAGGCCUGAACGAUAUUGGAAAAAACUAUUGCUGCGAUUUUUUUUGGGGUUUGCGAUAUAUUGCGAUAUUAUAUUGCGAUAUUUAAAAAAAAAAUUGGGGGGGAACCACAGUGUACAGUAUACCAUCAUUUUUCACGGUCAAUAGGGACCAGAACCCACCGCGAUAAGUGAAAAACCGCGAAGCAGCGCAUAACCCCCCCAUUUUUUUGUGUGUGUGUGUGUGUGUGUGUGCUCAAUGUAUUUAUUCAGAUCGGGCACUGGAAAGAGAUCCAUAAAGACAUGUUUUUUUCUCACUUUUUUCCCACCAAAGUAUGAUUUUAAUAUAUGUAUAUAAAAAUAAAUGCUUUUUAAGCACUUCAGAUGUAAUAAUUAUGAUCAGUUUUAAACAUAACUGUCCCACGGAAUCAUUUUUAAAUAAGAAUAAAGUACUGUAGUAGAAAAAUGCUUGGCUUUAUUAAAUGCUUACAUGCUAACAUGGCUGUGACUCUUGGAGUGACAUGUUGAAAUUACAAACUCCUCAUAAUCACUUGUGGCGUUUAUUUUAUAUGUCUCGAAAGCAGGGCCAGCCCAGCCUAUACGCAGACUAUGUAGCUGCUUAGGGCCCCUGACCACUAGGGGGCCCCCAAUUUUGCAAUUGUUUAAUUUAUAUUCUAUUUUGUUUACUACAGUUUGCUUUAUUUGACUUGUGUGACUUUUGAUACUUGAUUACAAGCUUAAAAAAAUAAAAGUCCUUCCUUAACUUCUUUAUUUUCUCUUUUAGAAAAAGGUUUGGCGCUAUCUACUGUAAGUUCUGACAAUCAUUUGGGGUGAGAAGUUUGAAGUAUGCAGUGCAACAAAAUCUGAUUAAUAUACAAAUUAUGGACGUAUGGGUUGGAUUGCAUGUAUGGGUUUCACAGUACACUGACGUAAUGGUGGGCCAAAAAUAUGGGCCUCUUUGCAUUAUUUUGCUUAGGGCCCCCAAAUGGCCUGGGCCGGCCCUGCUCGAAAGUCUCCACAUUCUCCCCCCACAGACACACACAUUCAUUCCAGCCCGCGCUUCCUUGCAGAAACUGUUUAAUAAGUUAAACGAUGAUUGACAGAUUGCUGUCCAGCUUCUUUGGCCAGAUCAAAGCCAUCGUUAACUUUAAUAAGCAAGUGCCGCAGUGACAAAGCUGGGAAAGGGGGUGAGAGAGGCUGUGCGAGCGAAUGAAACAGAACAAAGGUUCGUGGAUUGGAAAAAAAGUAACUAUCGCACGUCCCUGCGAUGGGACUAUCGCGCAUGCGCACAUCGUGAUGGCGAUGUUUAAACGAUAUAUCGUUCAGGCUUAGUUCAGCAAUCUUAACUUUAUUUUUGUUGAUGUAACUUGCUCAAUACAGCAUUUUCCAACAUUGACACCUAAAGUGGUAUGAAAAAGUUUUUGAACCCUAUGGAAUUUCUCACAUUUCUGCAUAAAAUCACCAUCAAAUUUGAUCUGAUCUUUGUCAAAAUCCCAGAUGAAACAACAGUGUCUGUUUUAACUAAAACCACCCAAACAUUUAUAGGUUUUCAUAUUUUAAUGAGGAUAGUAUGCAAACAAUGACAGAAGGGGAAAACAAAGGUAACUGAACUAUCACAUUUAAUAUUUUGUGGUCCCCCAUUUGGCAGAAAUAACUUCAACCAGUUGCUUCCUGUAGCUGCAGAUCAGUCUCGCACAUCGAUCAGGACUAAUCUUGGCCCAUUAUUCUCUACAAAACUGCUGUAGUUCAGUCAGAUUCUUGGGUUGUCUGGCAUGAAAUGCAUGUCUUUAAGUCAUGCCACAGCAUCUCAAUAGGGUUCCAAUCUGGACUUUGACUUGGCCACUCCAGAACCUGUAUUUCGUUCUUCUGAAACCAUUCUGAAAUUGAUUUACUUCCGUGUUGUUGAUCAUUGUCUUGUUGCAGCAUCCAUCCUCUUUUCAGCUUCAACUGUCUGAUAGACAGCCUCAGGUUUUCCUGCAAAACUUUUGAAUUCAUUCUUCCAUUAAUUAUUGCAAGUUGUCCAGGCCGUGAGGUAGCAAAACAGCCCCAAAUCAUGAUCCUCCCUCCACCAUGCUUCUAGGUGGGGAUGAGGUGUUGAUGUUGUUGAGCUGUUCCAUUUUUCUUCCAGACAUCAUUGUGUGUUACUUCCAAACAACAACUUUGGUUUCAUCAGUCCACAAAAUAUUUUGCCAAAACUUCUGUGGAGUGUCCGAGUGCCUUUUUGUGAACAUUAAACGAGCAACUAUGUUUUUUUUUGUUUUGUUUUUUUUGACAGCAGUGGCUUCCUCCGUGGAGUCCUCCCAUGAACACCAUCCUUGGCCAUAGUUUUACAU